AUGAGUGCAUCCGUCCCGAACGCGCAAACUCCCACGAUCGCCGCUUCCCAGAACGCUACCGCAGCGCCUGCUCCCUCCACAGGAUCAUCCGCCAACGUGGCCGCUGGAACGGCUCAACCCACUGCCCGCUCGUACGCCAACGCGACUAAGAAGGUCUCAUCUCCUCCGAUCGCGUCCAGUGCUACGCCGCCCGUGGCAGUGGGAGGACAGCAGAACCCGCAGCAUGGAAAGCGCGCUUCGGUUUCCCCGGUGAACGGAAAGACACCCAUCCAGCCUGCCGUACCCACCAUGGCUCCCACCAUCGUGAACAGCAGCAGCGCAAAUGGCACUCCCUCCCAAGGUGAUCACAGCCGCAAGUCUUCCGUCACCAUCUCCGCCGCUGGAACAAGUGGCUUCAUCCCCAACGGUGGCCCCGUUGCCAACAGGGCCCCCUCGGGCUUGAAAUUCGGCGCAAUGAGCGGCUCUCCUGCUCCCGCCCACGCAGCACCUGCUCAGGUUCCUCAGGACCAGCAAGGCGCGAUGCAGGUCCCGAACCCUCGCGUGGCCUCUCCUGCCCACUCGCCGACUCCUAUUCCCCAGUUCAGCGGUGGCAAGCCCAGCUCGACAGGACUGCCUGACCGUCCAGGCCUAUCGUUCGGUGGCGGUAGCGAGGGUGCUGAGCCAAAUGCUCGCACCCCUUCGCAGCCCAACGCCAACAAUUUGCCCCAAGCGCAACAUCUGCGCCGUCAGAGCUCGCAAUCUGCUCACUCGGAUUCCAUGGGCAACAACUUCAACAACAAUCGCCCCUACCAGCAGAACAGCGGACGCGGCCGUGGCAGUUUCGGUCCUAGCUACAACCCAAUGGGCCACUCUCCCCAGCCAUUCCGUCCUUCCCCACACCAGCCGCGAGGCAACCCAGCUUCUGGUUUCCAACCUCAAGUUCCUCCGCCAGGCUCGCCAUACCGCUCUCCCGCGAUGCCUCCGGCUCAGAUCCAUCAGCAACCACAGUUCGCCGGCCAAUACUAUCCUCCUCAUACCGGCUAUCAGCCACCGGUUCGUACACCUUCUCAUAUGCUCAACAAUUUCUCAUUUCCUCCUCAUCAAUUUUCUUCUUCUUCUUCUCCUUCUUCUCCUCCUCCUUCUUCUCUCGGGUUUGCGAAUCAGUCCCAGUUUGCGGACAACAUUUCCUUUCAGCAAUUGCCUGCGUCUCGAGUCGACUCUCCUGCAAGUGUGAGGGAGCCCACCUUCCAUCCAUCUGCCGGGCAGUCAGACUUCCUGAUUCCAUCUCAAUCUCCUAAUUUCUCUUUCAAUCAACAUUACAACUCCUAUCUAACAGUACUCAACGAGCAGGGCAUGUACGGUGCGCCGAACACGAUGGAUCCCUACCAGCAAUCGUUCUACCCUCACCAGCAGUACCCGAUGCCGAUGCAGGGCAUGCAGCAGAGCAUCUACGCCACGAGCCCCAGCCGCGGUCCCGCUUUCCCUCACAUGCCGCCUACGUACAUGGGAGGUUACCAGCAGCCCCAGCCUCAGAGCAUGUCUCGCACCCCGUCCAACAUGUCUGAGCGACCCACCUCUGCCGUUGCUCAGCCCUCGACUCCCUCCAUGCCUCACGUCUCUACUCACAAUCCCACUCCCAGCGUAGGAUCGAACAGCCCAGCACCAGCGUCGAGCUUCUCGCUUCCACCCAAGAAGGCCAGCAAGGCCAUCAUCAUCAAGAACCCCGAUGGCGAGGUCCUCAACUUCGAUAAGAAAUCUGCUUCCCCCGCUCCUCCCAAGUCUCCUGUCGUCGUCGCCACGCCAACCCCUCCGCCGCGAGUUCCCAGCGCCACCGGAUCUACUCACAGCCGCAGCGAGAGCACCAUAACCAAGACGGACGACGAGAAGAAGGCCGAGUUCCGACGCCAGGUAGCCGAGAAUCUCGCCCGUGAAGAGGCCGAGAAGAAGGCUGCUGAGGAGGCUGAGACCAAGGCGAAGGAGGAGGCCGAGAAGGCAGCUAAGGAGGCUGAAGAGAAGGCCGCCAAGGAGAAGGAGGAGGCAGAGGCCGCCGAGAAGGCCAAGGCCGAUGAGGAGCAGAAGAAGCUGGACGCAGAGGCAGCGAAGAAGAAGGAAGAGGAAGAGUUCGAGCGCAUGAUUGCCGAGAUGGAAGCCCAGGAGAAGGAAGAGGAGGAGAGGGAGCGGGCUUUCAAGGAGAAGAAGGCUGCCGAGAAGGCCGCCGAGGCCGGCAAGCUCGAGGAGCAGCGAAAGAAGGAGGACGAGCGCCUGAGGAAGCUCGAGGCAGAGGCCGAGGCUCGCGAGGCCGCAAAGGGAGGGCAGCAAGACGAGGAGGCUGCCAAACUCUUCGCUGGCCUCAAGAAGAACACCCAGUUCGGCCCUGGUGCUACUUUGGGAGCCACCGACAGCGGUGCCUCCACUCCCACCGAGUCUGCUGCUCCUACCCCUACCCAGCCAAAGAUCUCCGCUCCCAAGCCCAAGCCGGCCAACCUCAAGAUCGAUCCCAGCAAGGCUGUCGAGCCUGCUCAGCCAACUCCCGCCAUGCAGUCCCUCAAGUCGGCUCGCUUCCUCCAGGUCAGGAACGAGCUGAUCAACUACCCCGAGGGUAUCAAGUCUCCUAAUCCCGCGCUCAACCCCUCGCACAAGAGCAAGGGCCGCCAGUACGACAAGGACUUCUUGCUCCAAUUCCAGGAUGUCUUCAAGGAGAAGCCAUCUGUCGAUUGGGACAUGAAGCUCAAGGAGACCGUUGGCGACUCCACCGACUCCGCUCGUCCUCCCAAUUCCGCACGACCAGGCGGCAUGUCCAGCCGUCAAGCCUCGCACAAGGGUGUCGUUCCACCAUCAAUGGGCAACUUCGGUGCCAGCGGUGGCUUCAGGCCCUCUCUUCCCCCCAACACCACUUCCGAGGAGCGCUUCAAGAUGUCCAACAACCGCCCCAUGGUCAACCCUCUUGCGGCAGUCAUCGGUGGCCGCCCAGGUGGCUUCCCCGUUCCUCCCCAGAUGGUCCGCAAUGGCUCUUUCCAGAACGUGUCUGGCCGUGCUGGUAGCUCCGGCGGCCGUGGCUCUAGGCGAGGCAAGGAGGGAGGCAGCAAGACCUCCAAGAAGGAGGAGGCAGCUAUGCCUUUGACCGCCGGCAUGGACAUCAAGGCCCUCGAGAGGAGCCAGACUGGUUGGAAACCCACCGCACAGUCCGGCGCCCCCGCCCAGCCUACCACUGGCCACAUGGCUCCUGAUCUGGUGCAACGUAAGGUCAAGGCUGCUUUGAACAAGAUGACUCCCGAGAAGUUCGACAAGAUCUCCGACCAGAUUCUCGAGAUCUCCGCCCAGUCGAGGGAUGAGUCUGACGGACGCACUCUCCGACAGGUCAUUGCCUUGACGUUCGAGAAGGCCUGUGACGAGAGCCACUGGUCCAGCCUCUACGCCCGAUUCUGCCAGAAGAUGCUUGCCACCAUGCCUACUGACAUCCGUGACGAGACCAUCAAGGACAAGGCUGGCAACCCCGUUGUUGGUGGUGCACUCUUCAGGAAGUACCUCCUCAACCGCUGUCAAGAGGAGUUCGAGCGUGGUUGGGAGGUCAACCUGCCCACCAAGCCCGAGGAGGCUGCCCAGGAGGCUGCUCUUCUGUCUGACGAGUACUACAUCGCCGCCGCUGCCAAGCGUAAGGGUCUCGGUCUCAUCCAGUUCAUCGGUGAGCUUUACAAGCUCGGUAUGCUUACUCUCAGGAUUAUGCACGAGUGUGUGCUCAAGCUCCUCGACUUUGAGGGCGAGCCUGACGAGUCGGCUAUUGAGAGUUUGGUCAAACUUCUUCGUACUGUCGGUUUCACUAUGUCUCAGAAUGCCGAGUCGGGCAACAAGAUGAUUCAAGUCUACUUUGAGCGUAUCCACAAGAUCAUUGAGAUGCCUGGAUUGAACUCCCGUCUCAAGUUCUCUCUCAUGGAUUUGGACGAUCUCAGGAAAGCUGGCUGGAGGGAUUCCAAGGGCGACGCAAAGGGCCCCAAGACCAUUGCAGAGAUCCAUCAAGAAGCUGCUGCCGCUCAGCAAGCCAAGGAGAUGGAGCGACAGCGUUCCAACCAGCGUGGUGGUGCCCGUCCUCCCGUUGGACGCGGCGAUGCUCGAUCAUUCUCCGGAAACAUGCCACCACCUCAAGACUACCCCAGUGGUCGUGUGCAGAUGGACGACCUCCGCAAGCUCUCCAAGGGUGCGUCUGGACGUAACAUCAACAGCUCCAGCUCUUUCGGUCCUUCCAUGCUCGGUAGCCGAAGCAGCAGUGGCCGUCGUGGCCUCGGUCCAGGUGGUAUGAUCGGUCGCGGAGAUGAGUCUGGUGGUUCAUCCCGCACCGCCACUCCAGUUCAGAAAGAGAAGGAGUCUACUACGCACAUGAACUCUUUCAGUGCGCUUGCCGCUCUAGAGAACAGCGAAGGCGCGGGCGAAGUUGGCUCUCCACCUUCAACGGCUUCAUCGCCACCGGUGCAGAAGUCGGCUCCCGCACCGGCCGAGUCCAAGGAAUAG
Aaosphaeria arxii CBS 175.79 is the source of this 4482-nucleotide messenger RNA. RefSeq lists its product as uncharacterized. The record is from RefSeq and is a predicted model, not a curated record. The transcript has 6 exons. Gene Ontology annotation, cellular component: eukaryotic translation initiation factor 4F complex. Lineage: Eukaryota; Fungi; Ascomycota; Dothideomycetes; Pleosporales. The coding region runs from base 1 to 4482 and encodes 1493 amino acids. Gene Ontology annotation, molecular function: translation initiation factor activity; protein binding; mRNA binding.